UUCCACGCGCGUCCAGUCAGAUUGGAGGCAGGUUGAUCGUUGGGAACCACGGGCUGGGACAGACAAUGAUGAGGCGCUGAACCGAAGCAAACCAAAGUGUAAUUCGCUCGUAUCCUGUCCGACAUUUACACGUUCACGACUUCUUGCUCAGAAAUGACGACGACCAAGAACUACCAAGGGAUGGAGCCCGGUUCCAAAAGCAGUUCCAGGGUUUUGCGCCCUCCUGGCGGCGCCUCCAACUUCUCGCUGGGUGCAGAUGAGGAAAAGCCCCCCGUCCGGAAAGACAAGAUGGCCUCCAGCGUUUUCGCUGAGCCGGAGGACCCCUACGCCAAUAGAAGGAACAACCCACCAGGUGGGAAGCCCACAGGUGUGCUUUGCGGUGAGCCGUCAGCCCCCCUGAGGAGAGGAGGGAACCAGACCGCCGAGCACACAGCGGACGCCCCCCCCACGGAUGGAGAAAGUUUUGUACACAAUUAUGAGAACAGCGCUCCUGAGCCGGAAGCCGUUCCAGAGCAGAAGGAGGAGGUCCCCCCAGCCGACCACGCCGCUGCAGGAGCCCCCUCCGGCCGCAGGAAUCCCCCCGGGGGCAAGUCCAGCCUCAUCCUGGGAUGAAUCCCUGCCCAAGCCCCCCCACCCUCCCCUCCGUCCCGCCCUUCAUCACUCAUCUCUGAACUUGUCUUUUUUUAUGUCUUUUUUUUAUAACAAAGAACCCCGGCCCGUUCGUCUGAACCGCAGGAACCGUGUCUCGUGUGCAACGGACUCCUACACAUCCCUUAAGUGCAUUGUUUUGAUACCUCUUUUCUGGGAAAAAAAAGGUUUUGUACCGUUUGUUUGUUUGUUUUAGCCAAAGCACUUUAUGUAUUUCUAUGUAAACUGUUCAAAGUCCGCCUCUGCGCCCAGAAACACUGGAUGCAAGGAUCACACCUCUCAUAGCGACAAAUCCAUUUCCUAAUUUUACUGCGAGGGAAAAAGCUGUGAGUGAUUGUACGAGCAGUUUACAGAACACGAGCAAAUAUAGAAGAAAAUACACUGUGUUCUGUUUCGACCCAACUUGCAUGCACGUCCGGUCUGUAAACGUAUGAAUGUGACAAGAAACAUAACUGUGAAGACUUUUUUUUAAAUUGUUGUUAUUAUUUUACUUGUUUGUACGUUCUUUUUAAAUCGUGGAAUAAUUGUUGUAUUGUUGCAUGAAGCUGGAAUCUUUCUACCGAUUAUAUUAUAAUCCACUUCCCAUGAAUUACUGUCUGUGACCUGAAGGGUGCCAACUUAUAUUCAGAUGACUCACUGACAGGUGACAGCAUCGGAAUAGGCCUUUUUUUAUAUUGCAGUCACUAACUUUGGAUUAUUGCAACCCCAGUGCCGGUUUUGAGUGCCCCGUGUUUUUUAGACGUCAUAUUUACUCUCGUAAUAAAGUGUGCCUGUUAAUGUGUGAGGCUACAGCAUCAAAUAAGGUUGGGUUCCCUCAAUUGCAUCUGGCCCAGAAUGAAGGAAACAAGAGUUUAUCCAUUGCCAGUCAAUGGAUCAAUGGAAUGCUGACGGUCCUGAAGUGUUUCUGGUAAAAACCCAUCCUAAAUUUGACAAGUGACCUUAUGACCACUCAGCCUUUUUUUUUAAAUUAAUUUAUUCAUUUAUUUUCUAACCUCGUCACCCAUCUACAUGUGUUGAUCAUUCUGCUCGCUAGAAAGAAACAACAGCCUUUUUGUACAAGUCAUCGCCGUGUUAUUUUAAAACCAAAAGUCAAGCUCCUCCUGCGUCUGUCUUCUUGAGCCGCCGUGUCAGGAGGAACUACAUGUCAGGUUACUCAGGGCCCUCAAGUUUUCAAAGGAACUCGGAAUGACAUGUUGUUGAGGCUGGACGCUACGGCCGACGUGGGGAGGAGGGUCCGGAGCUAACAGGGCCCGGACCGGAGUGCGAUUUCGUGAGGAAUUGGAUGUGUGGCGGGGGGGCGUGACUCUCACGCUCAAUGCGUGACACUUGAGAGCCCUGGGUUACAGUAUGUGUAGUUCCUGUGGCGUCUGCUUUUGAAACGUGUAAUGAUGCAAGACGAGCCUGUUGUUGUUUUUUUUGCAUCCUGUGACAAUUCCCUUGUCCCUUCGCUGGAUGUUGACUUGCUGCAGAAAUUUGAAAUCAAGAAAAAUGGCACAAGUGGAAAUUAAAUAUCAAUUUUGACCGUG
Molecule: messenger RNA, 2174 nt
Organism: Gasterosteus aculeatus aculeatus (three-spined stickleback)
Lineage: Eukaryota; Metazoa; Chordata; Actinopteri; Perciformes; Gasterosteidae
Gene: jpt1a
Product: Jupiter microtubule associated homolog 1a
Cellular component (GO): nucleus
Source: RefSeq, a predicted model, not a curated record